Aureobasidium pullulans EXF-150 is the source of this 1470-nucleotide messenger RNA. RefSeq names its product kynureninase. The record is from RefSeq and is a predicted model, not a curated record. NCBI's taxonomy places the organism in Eukaryota, Fungi, Ascomycota, Dothideomycetes, Dothideales, Saccotheciaceae. Gene Ontology annotation, cellular component: cytoplasm. Bases 1 to 1470 code for a protein of 489 amino acids. Gene Ontology annotation, molecular function: pyridoxal phosphate binding; kynureninase activity. The transcript has 2 exons. Gene Ontology annotation, biological process: NAD+ biosynthetic process.
AUGGCAAAUCAGGAAACUGCAGAACUCUUUAGCGAGUCCUACGCCAAACCCCAGGAUGAACAGGAUCCUCUAUCUUCCUUCCGCUCCCAAUUCAUCAUCCCAACAAUCUCCGACCUCCAUGCCAAAACACUUCAACCUUCCUCUCAAGAAAACUCACAACAAUGUACCUACCUCUGCGGCAACUCACUGGGACUCCAACCACGCCUGACAGCUCAAUACCAACAAAACUAUCUCCAAACAUGGGCAACAAAGGGCGUCUUUGGCCACUUUACCGAAAUCGAAGAUUCGAAAUUGCCGCCUUGGUUGCACGUCGAUGAUGAUGUGAUUGGAGAUAUGUGUGAGAUUGUGGGAGCCAAGAAGAACGAAGUUGCUGUUAUGCAAACCUUGACUGCAAACUUGCAUUUGGCCAUGGCGAGUUUCUAUCGUCCCAAUGAGCAGAGGUGGAAGAUCAUUAUCGAGGGAAAAGCUUUCCCCAGUGAUCAUUACGCAGUAGAAUCUCAACUGCUCCAUCACAACCAGGACCCGGCAACCUCCAUGAUCUUGCUCGAGCCAGAGGACCCUCAGAAUCCUAUCCUCAGUACCCAGCAGAUCCUCAACACAAUCGAUAAACACGCCGAUACCACAGCUCUUCUCCUCCUGCCCGGCAUCCAAUUCUACACUGGCCAAUUCUUCGACAUCCCCACCAUCACCGCCCACGCACAAAAGAAAGGCAUAGUCGUCGGCUGGGAUCUCGCCCACGCAGCCGGAAACCUACCUCUCAAACUCCACGAAUGGGACGUCGAUUUCGCAGCCUGGUGCAGUUACAAAUACCUCAACUGCGGUCCCGGCAGCAUCGGCGGCCUCUUCGUGCAUGAACGCCACAGCCAAGUAACUCCCUCUUCCGACUCUUCGAAGUCGCAAUAUCUCCCCAGACUCAGUGGAUGGUGGGGCAGCGACAAGAGCAGUAGAUUCGCCAUGGAAAACAACUUCACCCCUAUCGCUGGGGCGGGAGGUUGGCAAUUAAGCAACCCUUCAGUCGCAGAUAUGACGGCUCUCCGCGCCUCUCUUGACGUCUUCAACAAAACUUCUCUCCCAGCUCUUCGCCAAAAGUCUGUCAAGUUGACUGGAUAUCUGGAAAAAUUGCUCUUGGCUACGAAACAGGAAAAGGAUUUCAAGGAUACUUUCACCAUCAUCACACCUUCUGAUCCUGAAGCAAGAGGUGCGCAAUUGUCCAUUCGUCUGGCGCCUGGAUUGCUCGAUCACGUCAUGCAUGUGUUGGAGCAGAAAGGUGUGGUUGUUGAUGAGAGAAGACCUGAUGUCAUUCGUGUGGCUCCUGCUCCUCUGUACAAUUCAUGGCAGGAUGUUUUGCGAUUCAUGGUUGUGUUCAAGGAUGCUUGCAAGGAGGCUGCGAACAAGAAGGAUGGUGAGGCAGAGUCGUCAGUUAUGGUGGAAGGUGGAAAGGAAGACAAGGGCUGGAGCGAAGUCAAGUAG